AUGGUGCGCAAUAUCGUUGUUUUGGGAGGUAACUCCCACCCGCAACUCACAGAGAAUGUCUGCCACAUUCUUGGUGUCCCGGCCAGCAAUCGCAUUUUGGGAAAAUUCUCUGGCGGCGAGAGCCGUUGCGAAAUCAAAGACUCGGUCCGUGGUAAAGACGUCUACAUCAUACAAUCCGGCUCUGGCAACGUCAACGACAACCUCAUUGAUCUAUGUAUCAUGAUUUCGGCUUGCAAAACUGGCUCUGCGAAGCGAGUGACUGCCGUCGUGCCUCUCUUUCCCUACUCCCGACAGCCUGACUGGCCCUACAACAAAGCCGGCGCUCCUUUGUCGCAAAUUUCUGGCGCUUCCAAGGACUACACAUUUGAAAGUGUUCCCCCUACACCCCGCCCUGGCGGUCCCAAGUCGGCUGGUCUUCCCAAUGGCGUCAACAACUUGACCGAGAAGCUCUCAAAAACAGCUGAGGCUGCCAACGGUGUAAAUGGCACCAAUGGCCACCCUACACCUCGUCGUUCAGACACUAUCUCAAGCACUACCUCCGAAAACCGCGGUCACCACCCCGAGAACUCGACUUCCUCGCAGAGGAAUGCUUACACUACACACGACUACGAGAACCAGUCCAACAUUUCCGUAUUCCAGCCCAAACCCGGCUACAAGCAGUGGAUUGCCCAGGCUGGUACCCUUGUUGCUGACUUGCUCACCUGCGCUGGCGCCGACCACAUUAUCACCAUGGACCUCCACGAUCCUCAAUACCAGGGCUUCUUCGACAUUCCCGUCGACAACCUCUACGGGAAAGCUCUGCUACAGAACUACAUCCAAGCUAACAUCCAAGGUCACCAAAACGCUGUCAUUGUCUCUCCCGACGCUGGAGGCGCGAAACGUGCCACUCUGAUCGCCGACAGUCUUAAGACGGACUUUGCUUUGAUUCACAAGGUAAUCCCACCAACCUCUGAUCUUCCCCAUAAUGAUCAAAGCUCAUUUAAUGCUUCAAAGGAGCGACGACCCAUCCGAUUCACCGAGCAUCGAAACGCGAGUAUGAUGUUGGUUGGUGACGUUUCGAACCGCAUCUGCAUCCUGGUCGACGACAUUAUCGACACCGGUAACACCAUCACACGAGCGGCGAAACUUUUGAAGAAGGAGGGCGCUACUAAGGUUUACGCCCUCGUCACACAUGGUGUCUUCAGCGGCGACUCCAUUGCUCGAAUCAAUGCUUCCUCUAUUGACAAAAUGCUGGUUACCAACUCCGUUCCCCAAGAAGAGCAUCGUCGACUAUGCCCCAAGCUCGAGGUACUUGAUAUCUCGCCCGUAUUUGCCGAGGCCAUUCGCCGCGUUCACCAUGGAGAGUCCAUCAGCGUGUUGUUCCAGCACAACUAA
Molecule: messenger RNA, 1374 nt
Organism: Fusarium venenatum
Lineage: Eukaryota; Fungi; Ascomycota; Sordariomycetes; Hypocreales; Nectriaceae
Product: phosphoribosyltransferase-like protein
Biological process (GO): purine nucleotide biosynthetic process; 5-phosphoribose 1-diphosphate biosynthetic process
Cellular component (GO): ribose phosphate diphosphokinase complex; cytoplasm
Molecular function (GO): magnesium ion binding; ribose phosphate diphosphokinase activity
Source: RefSeq, a predicted model, not a curated record